This is a messenger RNA of Thalassophryne amazonica, 1514 nucleotides long. RefSeq lists its product as uncharacterized. The record is from RefSeq and is a predicted model, not a curated record. The transcript is spliced from 2 exons. Gene Ontology annotation, molecular function: DNA binding. Gene Ontology annotation, cellular component: nucleus. NCBI's taxonomy places the organism in Eukaryota, Metazoa, Chordata, Actinopteri, Batrachoidiformes, Batrachoididae. The coding region runs from base 31 to 1431 and encodes 466 amino acids.
CAGUGGUUUUUCAAGAGGCUUUGUAUAAAAAUGUCUCAGGUCCGACUGCUGAGAACGCUGCUGAAACAACGACUGGCUGCUGCUGCUGACGACGACGAAGAAGUAUUUGUAUUGUUUGAAAGAACGAUAGCGGAGUACGAAGAGGAAAUCGGUCGUUUAAAAGAAGAAAACAAACGACUUAAAGUGCUGGAUGCUGUUUUCUGGCCUGACGUUUGUUUAUACAGAGCAGACACGCAGCAGCUGUUGGUGAAUAAAGAAGACAUUGUCCCUGAGCAGCAGGAAAGGAAUCUAAGUCUGGACCAGGAAGACUCAAAGCCUCCAAAUGUGAAACAAGAACACGAGAAACCAUGGACAAGUUGGGAAGAGAAGCAGCCUUCACUUCUGAAGGAGGCUGAUUUCACCAAGUUCCAUUUCACUGCUGUUCCUGUGAAGAUUGAAAAUAAUGAUGAGAACUUGGAUUCAUUGCAGUUUUAUCAAAGCAAAACUGAUUACAGUGCAGAGGCAGAGCCUGUAGCUUGCAACUCAACUGAUCAUAGAAUAUUGAAAAUGGAAGCUGGUAUAGAGGACUGUGAAGAGCUACAACCAGCCAGAAUCUCAGAUCCAUAUCUCCAUUUACAAAUAGAUACUGAUGACAGGAGUUCAGACUCUUCUGAACCUGAGACUGAUGACAGUUAUGAAGGGAAUCAGACCGAAGAACCUCAUUCAGGUUUAAACUGCCUGACAAACGAUGAUGCAGUAUAUAUUCAUAACAGUAAGUUUCACCAAAUACAUGUGGAACAAGAGUAUCCUUCAGGACUAAAGCGAACUGUACCUUUAAAUAGCUCACAGUGCAGGGGCUGCAUGAUUGAGAGACAUGGUGAUCGUCCUGAACGGAGCGGCUCAAAAGUCAGGCAAGUUAACCAGCACCUCAGGAGAAGUUAUGACGCUAACUUUAAGCUCAUGGUGAUAAAUGCAGCAGAAUCAUCAAACAACUAUCAAGCAGCCAAAAAAUACGGUGUGACAGAGUGUAAUAUUCGUAGAUGGCGAACCCAAAAAGAUUGUCUUAAAAAUUCUAACAGUCAGCGAAAAGCUUACCGUGGUCCUAAAAAUGGCCGCUUUCAGGAAAUUGACAGGAAAGUGUGGCAGUAUGUGGUUGAUAAAAGAAAUGAGGGGCUGCCUAUAACCAGAGCUGCCAUCCGACUGAAGGCCCUGGAGAUCGCCGAAGAGCUGAAUAUUCCCACUAGUGAGUUCAAAGCAAGUCUCAGCUGGUGCAGAAGAAUGAUGCGGCGUAAGGGAAUAUCAUUACGCAGCCGAAGUCAUCUUGGUGAGCCCAUGCACCCUGACUUCAGAGAGAAGCUACUGUCUUUUCAGUGUUGUGAUUGGCUUAAGGAAGAAAUACUCCUACCCCCUGGACCAGAUGAGCAGUGCGAAUCAAACACCUGUGGUUUUUGACAUGCCAAAUCUGUUACUGUGCAAAAGGUGAGACGUGAGUCAUGUAGGCCAUAUAUUGCAGCUAUAAAAGGUUUUAUUUUUUG